Molecule: messenger RNA, 1198 nt
Organism: Carya illinoinensis
Lineage: Eukaryota; Viridiplantae; Streptophyta; Magnoliopsida; Fagales; Juglandaceae
Product: pectinesterase inhibitor 10
Exons: 1
Coding region: 159-971 (270 amino acids)
Biological process (GO): negative regulation of catalytic activity
Molecular function (GO): enzyme inhibitor activity
Source: RefSeq, a predicted model, not a curated record
AAACCAUGCCGACGCCCAGUGUUUCAUUUUGCCAUCCUAUAGUCCUGGAGAUAUAACUAACGAACCAACCAGAAAUGCCACUCCCCAUUUUUUUGUAGGCUCUUUUGACCUUUCUGUCUGUCCAUUUUCUUCCCUUCUAAUUUCUUCCAAACAAAACAAUGGAGUCUCACAAAAAUAUUAAGGCAAUACCAGCACUGCUCAUGAUCAUCCUCAUCUCAUUAUUCUAUCCCACCUUCUUCGACUCUGCACAAGCCAUUUGCGUGCCUAGAAACUAUACGUUCUGGAGUACUAUUCCCGAAGCACAUAUCACGGUUUGCCAUAUUGCGGCCAACCCACCUUCUAUCUCGGACCAUUCCCCUGAGUCUGCGCCAUCAUCUUCAUAUUAUCCUCCGAUUAACCCCUCUCCUCCGCAACCGAGUACUCCAGAUGCAAAUCCUCCGGUUAGUCAUAUCUCGGCUCCAUCUCCCGCCUCAUAUCUUUCUCCCGAGUCUGCACCAACACCAUCGCAAUCCCCGGGACCGCGCCCGUUUCCUUUGAAUCCCGCCAUCAAAAAGAUAUGUGAAGCCACAGAUUACCCUCUUCUUUGCCUCGCCUCUACAGCCCCAUUUCUGACCGGCAAAGUCGAUGUCAUUUCUGUGCUUGAAGUUGCAGUGAAGGCCUGCUCCCUUCAUGCAAAGCUAGCACUAAGCAUCGCUUCAAAAGUCCUUAAAACGAAACCGGGCAUUAAUUCUGCCGCCGUCAGCGACUGCAUGGAAAUGUACAACGAUGUUUUGGAUAACAUUGAGAGUGCAGUAGAUGCCCUCUCAGCUCUUGACACUGGCACCUUCAAUUCCAUGCUUAGCGCGAUUUUGACAGACUAUGGGACAUGCGAGGAUGGGUUCGCUGGACAGAGAACUCCAUUAUCUGAGGUCGAUGAUAAGGGCACCAAGUUGGCUAGCAAUUGCCUUGCCAUUGCGUCCUUAAUCAAGUGAUCGUCAACUACUUCCUUACCUAUAAUUGUCACGUACGUCUCUCAAUUGUGACUCUCGGGAAAUUAAGUUUGGUUGCGGGGAUCGAGGAUGUGUACGUGAGGUUUGGUUUGAAUGUGAGGUCGUGUGUAUAUCUUUUGUAGCAUUAUUGUUUUAUGAUAAAAUAUAGUUGUAAACAUAACUAUGUAUUAGUCUGUAUAUCAAUAUGAUAUGAUUAGUUAAAAAGUAAA